This is a messenger RNA of Mesoplodon densirostris (Blainville's beaked whale), 656 nucleotides long. Its product is annotated as transgelin-2-like. Gene Ontology annotation, molecular function: protein binding. Bases 69 to 656 code for a protein of 195 amino acids. The record is from RefSeq and is a predicted model, not a curated record. NCBI's taxonomy places the organism in Eukaryota, Metazoa, Chordata, Mammalia, Artiodactyla, Ziphiidae. The transcript has a single exon.
ACCCCACCUUGAGUGCGCAGCUCUCCAGCCCGCGUGAACGCUUCCCCCAGACACCACCACCCUUUGGAAUGGCCAACAGGGGACCUGCCUAUGGCCUGAGCCGGGAGGUGCAGCAGAAGAUUGAGAAACAAUAUGAUGCGGACCUGGAGCAGAUCCUGAUCCAAUGGAUCACCACCCAGUGCCGCAAGGAUGUGUGCUGGCCCCAGCCUGGGCGCGAGAACUUCCAGAACUGGCUCAAGGAUGGCACGGUGCUGUGUGACCUCAUUAACGGGCUGUACCCCGAGGGGCAGGCCCCAGUGAGGAAGAUCCAGUCCUUCACCAUGGCCUUCAAUCAGAUGGAGCAGAUCUCCCAGUUCCUGCAAGCAGCCGAGCGCUACGGCAUCAACACCACUGACAUCUUCCAGACUGUGGACCUCUGGGAAGGAAAGAACGUGGCCUGUGUGCAGCGGACACUAAUGAACCUGGGUGGGCUGGCGGUAGCCCAGAACAAUGGGCUCUUCUCUGGAGAUCCCAGCUGGUUUCCCAAGAAAUCCAAGGAGAACCCUCGGAACUUCUCAGACGACCAGCUGCAGGAGGGCAAGAAUGUGAUUGGGUUACAGAUGGGGACCAACCGCGGGGCAUCACAGGCAGGCAUGACUGGCUACGGGAUGCCAUGA